AUGGCAGCGAUAGCGGACACAAAGGGCACCGAAGAAGUCGGAGCCAUAAAACAGCCACAGAUAGAUCUGAAGCCGACACCACUGAAGACAUCGGUCGCGAUCACAGAUGACAGCGAAGAACACAAUGUCAUAAAACAGCCAAAGAUUUACGCGAAGAACUCAUUCGAUCGUUUCGGUGAUGACUUGUGUGGACUCAUACUGUCGUACUUUUCGCUGAACGAGCGCUUUGUCUGCGAAUGUGUGUCCAAACAGUUCCAGAGGACUGUCUUCAAGAGUGUUGUCGACAUCACUCAUCGAGAAAGAAUGACAAUCAAAGAGUACCAGCGAUUUCGAGAUAACCCACACUUGUGUCCAUUCAAUACCAAUAAUCAGUCCCUAAGAAGUACUAAAUCUUGGAAGAGCUGUGAAUCUCACGAGAGUUUGGUUGAAACGGCCGAACAGUUGUCACGAUUACCACAAUUACGAGAUUUGACACUCGAUUUAAAUCUAAAGUACGGCCAGAACUCACUGAACGACUCUUUGCGGACAAUCGACCAGAAGUGCCCGCAAUUGAAACGAUUGGCACUUAUAUUGAGAUCUAAAACAACUCUUCGAUUAUAUCACCACUCAUUGGAUUCGUUGAUAUUUUAUCAAAGAUUAAGACGUUUUGAUUUAACACUAUGUGUGGGAAUCAAUGACACAUUUUUGGAUCCGUUGAAACUCUGCCAUCGAUUAACACAUUUAUCGAUCAAAUUCUCGCAAAUCAAUGACACAUUUCUCGACAAUAGCGACAACCAUUGGCCGCGACUUCAAUACCUAAACAUUGGGCUAAAGAAUAUCACUCGCGAGGGAUUGGAUGGCAUCGCAAGACUACCGGCGCUGCAGAUACUGGUGUUGAGAUGCGAUACAUUUAGUUUCAUGGAUAGUGUCUGCGAAUACGUGUUGGCCGGAAGUCCUAAACUGAAGACAAUUAACAUAAGCGUCAAUCACUUUGAACACCUCUUCGCGCAUACCAUCCAUGAGAUAAGGGGUGACCCCAGAAGAAGAGUGUCCGGUAUGUCAUCUGAUCCUUCAUCGAGUGAGACCAGGGAUGACGAGACGCUUCCGUUGGGUGUGUUUCUGGUCAAGAGUGACAGCAAAGAGGAGAAAUUGCUCUUCAGAUACCCCUAUGCUAUCGACCAGACGUCCAGACCGUCGGCCACCGCCGCCGCCGUCACCACCGCUGCCAACAAACACAACAAAUACUCCAUUAUUAUCACUGAAGACACGUUUAAGAGCGAAGACACGGCCGCCGGCGGUCUCGACAAACCCAUCAGCAAAAGCCAACAAAUGCUCUCCUAUUCAGACCUGACGUCUUCGAUAUCCACUCAAUCGGUGAACACAUCCACUAAUGAGACCAUCGCUAAAGUGAUUGGCAUUACAGACAACUCCUUCUCCAAUCUGUUUGCCGUGAAUAUCAAACUCUGCGGACAGAAGUUUGAGCUGAAGGUGAAUGACAUCCGUUUCGUCGGCCAUCCGAUGCUUCUGACCCGCGGACAGAAAGAGCUGUUGAUAUUCAACGUUGUGUUCGCACUGAAAGCCAACGCCAGUCACGAUAUCGUCAACUGUUUCCACGAAUUGAGCCAAAAGAUAGCCAUUGGUCUGCAUUACGAGGAGAAUCGGUGCGGAUAUCUGAGCGCUGAGACCAAACUGAUGGUCGCUCUUCACGACGAGGUGACGGCCAUGACUGAGGACACGAUGCACGACGAGUCGCCCUAUAAACUCAUUUUAGGCAAAUCCCGAUUAGCGAAGGAUCUCAAGAAAGUGUACGAAAGCCUCUCGACUACCGGUUUGGUGAGAGUGCGGCUCAACCGCUGGAUUGAAAUCAGUUUCUGUUUGCCUCAGAAAGUGCAUCGACUUGUUCUCAAAGAUCACACGACUGUGCCUUCGAUAUCGCCCGAGAAUAUCAAAAACUGUUUGCAAGGCCUGCGGCCAUACCAUGCGAUCCUACUUCUGGUCGAGACUCAAGAGCUGUUGGAUUCGCUACCACAGGACGCGUCGCCCGCAUUCAUUCGGAUCGUGAGGUUUGCGAAUCCCAUCAAAAACCUGUUGGAACUGUCGGCCGACGCGGACAUAACGCUCACUCAAGUGUUUCAUAUUGUGGCACAACUGGUCUAUUGGGCCAAAGCCACAGUCAUUUACCCGUUGUGUGAGCACAACGUCUAUACCAUUCAUCCAUUGGCGGCGACGAGUGUUGACUCGCCAUUAGUACAACAGUUUAGGGAUAAGUUUGCCGGCAGUGAAUCGCUUCUUAAAUAUCUGUCAAAAUUUUCGUUAAGCAUGUCUUUGAGUCAACUCAGGAAUCCAAUGGAUCCGCAGUAUCAACAGAUUCUUCAGGUACAAAUAGUGGUUUGGAUGCUAAAGCAUCGGCUCCUCCUAGAGCUGCACACAUAUGUCUUUUUGGUACCGCUCUCUCAAUCGUCGCCUUACAUAACACAACGCAUAUCGCAAUCGCAUUCAGAGCGUCCGCAGAGUUCGCUGACGGCCACUGACGUGGAUGUGGUUGAGUUCAGUGCCGGCAGCUCUUUCCCCAGCGAAGACUCGUUGGCCACGAGUCCGGCCAACGCCUCCGGUCUCCACCACUCGAGCAAAAGCACUUCGGAGGACGACUUGUCUUCACCCAAAUUCUCGAGCUCUAUAGUGGAAGAGUCGGGCAAUGCUCUGCUCCGGGAGAUCGGACUCUCGCCGACAGAGAUUGAGUCGAUUCUAAGAGUUCCCGCCGCGAAGAACAUCGAAGAUCUCAAACUGUUUGCCAAAUUGUGUCCUUAUUUUAAUGGUAGACAUCAUUUGGAGGACAUUAUGUAUUACGAGAACGUAAGGCGCGGACAGUUGUUGGCAGUGAUUGACAAGUUUCGAGACGUGCUCUUCACGUGUCAAUACGAGGACACCUCUGUAAGAACUACAGGAUUAUCUGAUUUGGAUCGAUGUAACCGUACGGUUGAGAUCUAUCAGACAGUGUCGGGUCCGCCGGUGACCGACGAGAAUCGAGGCAAACCAAUGCACUGCACAUAUCGUAUACGAAUUCGGCCUCAAAGAGACGAUUGGGUUGUAUUCGUGCGCUUCACUCGUCUAAAAGUGGGCGAACCUAACGAUGACAGACAGAAGUGUAUCGGAGGGUACGUCCAGAUCGUCGAUGGGUAUCGAGAAUCCAAUUAUUCAAAUAAAGAUCAUUCCGGUUACUACUGUGGAGAGAUCGAUACGCCCAAGACGUUCAUCUCGGAAACGCCAUACGUUAAGGUCGUCUUUCAUACGGACGACUAUCAGACCGAUAGCUAUAUUCAAUUUGAUGCUAAUGUUGAGCAACAAAACUCGGUGAACAGUCGUUACGGACAGUUUCAUCAACUGUAUCCACACAGACGUGGAGUGCCUAUCGCUGGCACUUACUGUGAGAAGACAUAUCCUGAUUGCUCUCCCGGACCCCGUUGUACAAUACAAUCUCCCGGUUAUCCGGGAAUAUACGGCCGAAGCCUUCGUUGUAGAUACUACCUGAACGCCAGACAGAGUUUGGUUGGCCUGGAGUUGAGUGCAUUUGAUGUGGACGGACAGGCCUGCGAUAACCUGUUAAUGUGUUUUCCACGUCCUGUUAGUACUAAACAAAGUGAGUGUCCCUUUGAUUUCGUACGGAUUUAUGACGGCGUCGAUGACAACAGUCCUGUCAUUGCGACUCUUUGCGGAAAAGGACGUAUAAAAUCGAGUAUAAUCUCGUCAACAAGUAAUAUGUUAGUGGAAUUCAUUACAUCGCCGGCCGGUCCUCUUCUCAGCACCGGAUUUAACUUCAAAGCCGAUGCCAUUAUAGAUACCGGAACUCAUGUACCAAUACAGCUAUUGAAUGGCAGUUGUGUUAUAGAAAGAGAGCUAACUUUGGACAGUAAUGGUGUGAAUACGUUCGCACCGAUCCGGUCGUGGUAUCCGUCCAACACUACAUGUCUCUACAAGUUUAGAGCCAAAGACACAAAAGCGUUAAUUUCGUUGGAAUUCAUAUCAUUUCGUGUCGAGAGAACCACUUUAUGUCAGGAAAGUCUUCGCAUAUUUGACGCCAACGACGCAAACAUGUCAGCCCUAAUCACACGACUCUGUGAUAUGAAUAAACCACAAACGGGAAACGGGAGGACUAGUUAUAUAAGUACGGGAUCGGCGCUGACGGUGCAGUUCUCAUCGCUAAUCGGCUCAUUUGACGGCUCGUCUCUCAACUAUGUAUUUGAGGUAAAACUGAUCCCAAGACAGAGCGACGCCGAUGUGAGUGACAUAUCGAAGAUGUGCUCAAAGCUAAUAACUCCCGACUCUAUGACAUCGGGUUCUGUGGUCUGGAAUUACGAUGACUUCAAUCGGAGUGAAAGCGCAGGCAUUGUAUGCAACGCUUCAUUCGACGCGUCAGCCCUACAACACGGAAGGGUUAAUGUCUCGCUAUUAAUGCCAUUUAUGGCCACUAAUUGCAAACAAUGCAAUUCCGAGCCAACGAUUGUCAUCUAUCGUAAUAGCGAUAGGAGACAACACAUGCCAUCAUCUGAGCUCUGCUAUUGUCAACUGUCCCCGAGUCCGGACACAUCAUAUGUGCUCUCAAUUGGAGCGCAAAUGAUUAUAUCAUUACAAUUACCGGCCGAAUGGAGAGCACAACAUCUCACACAUUACUUCUCCCCAAUUCAUGUUAUCUAUCGAUUUUUUAGUGACACUCGUUGUGGUCCUAAUGAGAUCCUAACGCCUCGACUGCAGGGCUUUUUGGAGUUUCCAUUUAAUUCUGAACCCAAUUCUGACAAUAAAUUAAUUAAAUCUUCAUAUUUGAAAGAAUCGAUUAGCAGUUUGGCGUUUAUAGCACAGAAUGAUCCCGUAUUUUGUAUGUGGAAAUUGCCUCUCUUUCCUCAAUUAGACAUUACAUUCAGUAUUGGAGAGCAUAUAAACUGCACAACCGAUUCAUUAAGGCUAAGAGACAUACAGGUCUGCCCUCCGCAGCCACUCUACUCCACAGCCACUGCACAACACGAGAGGCAAACAAAACCAAAUCCAAACUUUUAUCGACGAGACAUCAUAAUUAAGAGCGAAGACAUCUCACUUCAACAGCAAAGUGUUUCGCCAAACAGUUUUGCGAGUUCUGUAAUAACCAUACAAUACAUGAGCCGAACGCCGGCCAACACUAGUUUCCUGCUAUUCAAAUACACUCAACUCAAGCUUUUACUGCCCAUUUCAUCGGCUGAACAAUUGGUACCAAUGGGUCAGAACUGUGAGUUCCUCUGCACUAAUCCUCCGGCGUGUCUCAAACGAGAGUUGGUGUGUAACGGAGUGGUCAACUGUCCAGUGAUAGGAACGGGCGGUCGUGUCAGCGAAGAUGAAGAUGAAAUGCUGUGCAAAAGGCAUAAGUUCUGGAGUCUGAUCACCGAUGAAUCCACCUUAUUAUUAUAUUUGCAUUCAAUGCUCAACGCAUUCAACGAUCAAUUGGAAAGUAAAGCCCUUUUGCCGUCUCUUAUUCACAAUGAGUCCAUCAAAUGA
Molecule: messenger RNA, 5499 nt
Organism: Medioppia subpectinata
Lineage: Eukaryota; Metazoa; Arthropoda; Arachnida; Sarcoptiformes; Oppiidae
Source: the annotation of a GenBank genome assembly